AUGCGUGUAGGUAGACAUGUGCGGCGGCUUUUGAGUGCGGUGGCCAGACGGGAUUUCGGCACGGGAGGGACGCAAUGCUCUCAGACAACACGGCUAGUCGAGGUCACGGAAUCGCCAAUAAAAGAUGUCAAGAUUAUUGCCAUGAAAAAUCCUGCGGCGAACAUUCUUUCAGCAUCUCUUAUGAGCGAUCUUUUGGAUGCAAUCAGUGAGCUCUGCAACCCCGAGAAGGAUGCCUGCCGGGGCAUCGUUUUGACCUCCGCACUUGUUGGUGCUUUCAGUGCGGGUCUGGACCUAAAAAUGCUUCACGCGAAAUUGGAAUAUGAGUCCUUCAUGCAUUACUGGGGUUUGCUUCAAAAGGUGUAUGUUACCCUCAACACCCUUCCAGUUCCUCUUGUUUCAGCCAUAAAUGGAGAUGCCCUUGGCGCUGGCUGUAUCAUUGCCCUGGCGUCGGACUACAGGGUCAUGGCUGCAAAAGCGGGGGAUGAGGGGAGACCAUUUAAAAUCGGCCUCAGUGCCACCAAAUGUGGAUUGACGGUUCCGCCAUCUUUUGCUGCUCUCACUUCACAUGUUGUUGGGCAUAGAGUGUGUGAAGAACUUCUUCAGCUUGGGGAGCUUGUGGAUGCGUCGACUGCAGAAAAAAUUGGGCUUGUAGAUGAGACCGUAGAGGAUGCGGAUCAGGUUCUUAUUCCAGCCCUGGAUACGGCUGAGAGAUUGUCCAGCGUAGUCCCCUGGUGCUACUGGAUGGUGAAGGACGUGUCACGGAAGAAACUUGUUGCGCCCUUUUGUACGCCAGCACUCCGACAUGCCGAGUGCUUAAAUUUUUAUGAGAUGCUCAACAACCCCGACGUGAGGCGAGAUCUCGGAGCAUACAUGGCAGGUGCAUGA
This is a messenger RNA of Trypanosoma cruzi, 885 nucleotides long. RefSeq names its product 3,2-trans-enoyl-CoA isomerase, mitochondrial precursor, putative. The transcript has a single exon. Gene Ontology annotation, molecular function: enoyl-CoA hydratase activity. Gene Ontology annotation, cellular component: mitochondrion. Lineage: Eukaryota; Euglenozoa; Kinetoplastea; Trypanosomatida; Trypanosomatidae. Bases 1 to 885 code for a protein of 294 amino acids. Gene Ontology annotation, biological process: fatty acid beta-oxidation. The record is from RefSeq and is a predicted model, not a curated record.